UGCCUUACCACUUCCUGGCUGGUGUUUGAAACAGGCCUCACCCAUAUAUGAGUUCUUGUUUUUGUUUUUAGUCGAUUCAGAAAGAUGGUCGGUUGUGUUGUAGAAGUUACUCGAUCCUUGUAGGAAAGGUGGCAGGACCGUUUGGACGACAUUUCAUCUGAAAGAAGGAUUUCUCCAGACGUGUGGCGAGAGCUGAGUCAAAAGAAUGGCAGACUGUGGAGCUGAAGAGGAAAAGGGCGAAUUCGGCAGUCCUCAGGGAGGAGAGAGAAGAAUGAUCAUUCAGCCAACAUCUUUAGAAGACCCCAAACUCAACAAACUUAAAGAGGUUUUGGUGGAAUGGAUCAACAAAACUCUGAAAGCUGAACACAUUGUGGUGCGAACACUGGAGGAAGACCUCUAUGAUGGACUCGUCUUUCAUCACCUGUUACGCAGGUUAGCAGGUGUUCAGUUACAUGUAGAGGAGAUCGCGUUGAGCACUGACGCACAGAUACGGAAACUAGAGGUGAUCCUGACAGCUCUCAACGAGACCUUAGAGAUGAAUGAGGAAACGGCCAAAUGGAAUGUUAAACUCAUUCACACCAGAGACCUGUUGGCUACAUUGCAUCUUCUGGUUGCUAUGGCGAGGCGUUUCCAACCCGAUCUGGUCCUGCCCGUAAACGUCAGCGUGGAGGUCAUCCAGUGUGAGGUCACAAAAAGUGGCAUCAAGGCAGACAAGCAGACAGAAUUCAUCACAUUUCAAAGUAAUUCCAGUGAAGCGCUAGAGAGAGAAUCUAACAAGGACUGUCCCAUUGAUGAGCUCUUCAAGCUGGAGGCUCACAAAAUUGAGACCGUGAAAAAGGCCAUUUUGCACUUUGUGAAUAAGAACAUAUCAUCUCUGGGACUGAACGUGACCGACCUUGACAAACAGUUUGCAGAUGGAGUGAUUCUGCUCUUGUUGAUCGGUCAGUUGGAGGGCUUCUUCAUUCCACUCUGUGAGUUCUUCCUUUGUCCUGUCGGGAGCUCAGAAAUGCUUCAUAAUGUGACGCUUGCAUUGGAUCUUCUCAUAGACCGAGGACUUCCUGUUCAGUCAGUCGACCCUCAAGAUAUUGUUUCCCAAGAUGUUCCAGCCACUGUGAAAGUGCUGUAUUACUUAUUCAAUAGGCACAAAAACAAAUAAUCUAGCCACUCCAGACCUUUCAAUUCAAUAAAACCUUUCAGAAUGCUUUAAAUAAUCAAACUCACUGUAAAUGUGCAUCUUUCUUCUGACUAAAAAUCAGGGCACAGAGUUGACAGUCAGAUUACUUUGGCACUCAGAGUGUUAGAACACAUUAGAAGCAAUUGUACAGAGUGUCUCUGAACCAUUGAAGAGGCUUCAGAGAGAAAAUGAGAGGACAUGGCCACUCAUCUCAUCAUGGAAAUUGCUUUUGGAUGCUGACAGCUUCAAUUUAAUGUAAUCUUUUCACUCUUCUACUUUCCAAAGUUUUUUUUUCUUUUGGACAGAUGUGCAUUAGUCUUAAUGUAUCGCUCAACAGUUUUCUG
Molecule: messenger RNA, 1518 nt
Organism: Sinocyclocheilus rhinocerous
Lineage: Eukaryota; Metazoa; Chordata; Actinopteri; Cypriniformes; Cyprinidae
Product: parvin, gamma
Exons: 13
Coding region: 206-1156 (316 amino acids)
Biological process (GO): actin cytoskeleton organization; substrate adhesion-dependent cell spreading; cell projection assembly
Cellular component (GO): actin cytoskeleton; cytoplasm; focal adhesion
Molecular function (GO): actin binding
Source: RefSeq, a predicted model, not a curated record